GAUAAUUCAGGUCUCUCAUCCACCCCCACUGGAAUUCUCUGGGUGGCUGCCCAGGCCCCUUUGCUGGAGAGCCAGCCCCAGGCUCGGAGAGUUUGCUGGACUUCCUGUGUCUGUGAAAGCAGCUGGGGGCUGAGCAGAGGAAUGCCUGGCCGGGUCCAGGCAGAAGUUUCUCCUCACCAUCUCCAGGCCUGUCUUCACCGCUCGCUUGCAUUCUUGGCUUUAAGAUUCUGGAGGCCAGGAGUCUGUUGGGAUCUACACCCCAUGGACCUCAAUGUUGUGGCUGGUGGUGGGGAGCCAGCAGGGCCGGGGGCUCCAGGCUCUGCCCGAUGAGGCUGCUCAUGGGGGCAGGCCGCAGGAGCGGGAGCUGAGGCCAGGCCAAAGAGGUGAUAAAAUGGAGACCUGAAGAGGCCAGGUGACACGGAGUCAGAGGUGACACCUGGAUUCGGAUCCGGUUCUGUCUGACUUGAAGCUCAGGCUCUUCCACUUGACAUUGUGCUUCCCCCUCAUUCAUUCGUUCAUGAAUUCAAUCAUUUGUUCACUCAGUAUUACUGAAGCCCAGAGAUGAAGGACCUCCUCACGCUGGCUUGGUUCCUGGCUUGCAGUGUGCCUGCUGUGCCAGGGAGCUUGCUGGACCUGAGGUCAAUGAUUGAGAAGGUGACUGGAAAGACCGCCCUGACCAACUAUGGCUUCUACGGCUGUUAUUGUGGCUGGGGCGGUCGAGGGACCCCCAAAGAUGGUACCGACUGGUGCUGUUGGGUGCAUGACCAUUGCUAUGGGCAGCUGGAGGAGAAAGGCUGCCACAUCCGGAUGCAGUCCUACAAAUAUAGAUUCACACGGGGCCUGGUCACCUGUGAGCUUGGCCCCUUGUGCCAGGUGCAGCUCUGUGCCUGUGACCGGAAGCUUGUCUACUGCCUGAGGAGGAACCUGUGGAGCUACAACCCUCGUUACCAAUACUUUCCCAACAUCCUCUGCACCUAGUCGCCCCAGGGAGCCCCUCCCACACCAAGACUCCCUCCCUUCUCCUCCAGCACAGAGCUCACCGACUCUGCUGGGUUCCUGAGACAGGCCCCCAGGUCUCAGACCUCAUCCUUUCUCAGUGGUCCACCAGGUUGGGAGGAGCCCCACGGCCACACUUCACCCUCCAGAGUCCCAGCAGAGUGACUCUGGUUAGAGGACUUGGUAAGGUCAGUGUCCCCAGCCUCCACUUGUGAGGUCAGCCCCCUGGUGCCGAGAGCUCGCGCCUGACUCCAGGCCAGCUGUGUUUCUCCUCGCCCCUGAAGACGCGCCCCUUUUCCAGAAGGAAGACUUUCCCGGGAUGCACUCACAUUUCAGUUUCUGCAGUCGCCUUAUCACUGCCACCCUCUAGAGAAUUUUUACUCAAGUAGAAGCAAAAUUGACUCCAUAAUCUGCCAUAUAGAUAUUAAACUCCUUCUCUAGACGAAUAGAAAGCACACAGGCAUUUUCCUCUGCUGUGGGGGUUGCCUGUGCUUUUUCUCUGCCACUAUGGCACUAAACCCAAGGUUAACCACGUUCUUUCAGAUGUAGAAGUUGCCGAUUAGCAAAUAAAAGAUUUUCUGGGAUGA
Messenger RNA from Equus caballus (horse), 1583 nucleotides. It is a transcript of the gene PLA2G5, whose product is annotated as phospholipase A2 group V. The record is from RefSeq and is a predicted model, not a curated record. Lineage: Eukaryota; Metazoa; Chordata; Mammalia; Perissodactyla; Equidae. Gene Ontology annotation, biological process: arachidonate secretion; phospholipid metabolic process; negative regulation of T cell proliferation. Gene Ontology annotation, molecular function: phospholipid binding; calcium ion binding.